This is a messenger RNA of Letharia columbiana, 606 nucleotides long. RefSeq lists its product as uncharacterized. The record is from RefSeq and is a predicted model, not a curated record. The coding region runs from base 1 to 606 and encodes 201 amino acids. The transcript has a single exon. Lineage: Eukaryota; Fungi; Ascomycota; Lecanoromycetes; Lecanorales; Parmeliaceae. Gene Ontology annotation, molecular function: glycosyltransferase activity.
AUGCAAGAAUCCCAGGUACCUAUCCCAGAUGAGUUCCGUUCUGACCUCCAUUACGUCGAAGCUCUUGACACACGAUCAAACGAGGAGAUUCUAGAUUCACUGUCCGAGCAUGCGCCCGUCACCUCGGAGAAGAAUGUAUGGACCUACUGGCACUCCGGCGUCCGCUCCAUGCCUGCCUGGUGCCAGCGCAAUGUCGUGAACUGGGUUCGCCUAAGCGGUCCGUCGUGGUCCAUCCGUAUCCUCGACAAUGUUCCCAGCUCGCCAAACAAUGCACUCAACUGGGUCUCUGCAGGACUGCUCCCGGAAACCUUCGUCAAGGGCACCAUGGACGGUCCCUAUACCGGCCCGCACAGUGCGGAUUUUCUGCGUGGCGCGUGUCUUUUCCUUUACGGCGGCGUCUGGAUGGAUGUCGGUAUCAUUCUUAUUCGUCGGCUUGAGAACAUCUGCUGGAGGCAGCUGGAGGACCCUGAUUCGCCUUUCGAGGUCUCCGUCCCAUGGAUGUAUGGCACAGUCAUGGCAAACCAUUUCGUCGCAAGCCGGAAAGGUAAUCCAUUCAUCAAGCGCUGGUCGCAACAGUGGGACUGUGGGUUAGUGGGUCCAUUAUGA